AUGACCCCUCCACAGAAUGUCGAUCACUCCUCUUUUAAAAUGACCCUCAUUUUAGGAUACACAGUUUUCCUGCUCCUCAUGAAUGACCUUCUCUCUGUCACGGGAAACAACAUUCCACUCAUAAAUGUGUUUUUCUCUAUCUGUCUGGCUCUUAUGGUGACAAGUCUCCUGGAGACUAUUCUCAUUACCAAUGUUCUGUGUGGGUCUAAGAACUACUCCCGCCUGCCACACUGGGUCAGAGUUGUGUUUCUAAAGUUCCUGGCGCAACUCGACUGUUCCCUGGGGCACAUCUUGAGCUGCUGCCAGAAAGCCUUGGGAGAGGGGAGGUACAGGUGGCACCAUGACCAGGUGCUGAAGGCAGUGCCUGACAAGAUUUGCACUGGAAACCAACAGAGCCUUUAUUCUUCAAAGAUUGAGGGCACGGACGGGGUUCGAACCCGUGAUCUUCGGUUUACGAGACCGACGCCUUACCACUUGGCCACCGCGCCUCGUACCUGGAUGGAUGUGGAGUGGAUAGUGGAACUGGAGUCCAUGACAUGGGAGCUGUCAGUUUUUAUGGUGUCUCUCUGUCUUUCUGAAACGUUAAACUGCUCUGAACCCACUACACAGUCACUUCUAGCUGCUUUCAGAGAGAGCGUCUUCAAUACAUCUGAAGUUCGUCCAGUCUCUAACCUGCACACUCCCACUAACAUUAGCCUUACUUUCACCCUCUAUGGCAUCCUGGGAGUGGAUGAAAAAGCUCAAGUUUUGAGAACGUUUGUUUGGCUAAGACUGGAGUGGAGAAUGGAAAAUGUGGGCUGGGAUCCUACUGAAUGUGGAACAUCAGUAAUUUCAUUGCCUAGGACAAAGCUGUGGAUGCCAGAUAUUGUCAUCAAUGAAUUCAUGGAUGAGAACAAAGCUCCCGCCACAUAUUAUGUGUAUGUGAACAGUACUGGUUAUGUGAGAGAUGGUCGGCCAUUUAAUGUAAUCAGCUCCUGCAAUCUUGACAUCUACACCUUCCCCUUUGACAUUCAGAACUGCACCUUCACCUUCAACUCGUACAAGCACAAUGUUUUGGAUGUUCAGCUGGAGUUCGGCAACACAGCAGAGGAGAUACUGCAGAUUUCCCGGAACGUGAUGCAAACCAAAGGGGAAUGGGAACUGAUUGAUAUAAAAGCCAUCAAACCCAAAAUACUGAGCUAUGAUGAACACACAUGGGAUAGCAUUAUUUACUAUAUAGCCUUGAAACGUCGAGCCACUCUGUACGUGGUGAACCUCCUGAUCCCAAGCUGCUUCCUCCUCACUGUGGAUCUCUUUAGCUUUCUCCUGCCCCCACAGAAUGUCGAUCGCUCCUCUUUUAAAAUGACCCUCAUUUUAGGAUACACAGUUUUCCUGCUCCUCAUGAAUGACCUUCUCCCUGUCACGGGAAACAACAUUCCACUCAUAAAUGUGUUUUUCUCUAUCUGUCUGGCUCUUAUGGUGGCAAGUCUCCUGGAGACUAUUCUCAUUACCAAUGUUCUGUGUGGGUCUAAGAACUACUCCCGCCUGCCACACUGGGUCAGAGUUGUGUUUCUAAAGUACCUGGCACGACUCGUCUGUGCGGCCAAAGAUCCCAGUGACCAAAACCCAACUGCUGAAGUGAUUGAGAACUUAGAGAUAACAUCCGGUUCGGCAAAGGACGAUGAGACUGGAGGUGCCGCUGGGGUAAAGGAAAGAACAGUGUCAGGUCUGGAGCAGCUGAAACAGAUGAGCAAUGACAUCACAGUCAUCCGUCAUCAUGUUGAUCAACACUUCACCAACGAUCCGUUCACCCAGGAAUGGAUCCAUUUAGGCCAGGUCAUCGACAGACUGCUUUUCAGCCUGUACAUACUCUUCAUCUCCGUCAGCUUCAUCGUCAUAUUGAUCAUCUGGUUGUACUGGUACAACGCAUAA
Messenger RNA from Chanos chanos (milkfish), 1911 nucleotides. RefSeq names its product 5-hydroxytryptamine receptor 3C-like. The transcript has 13 exons. Lineage: Eukaryota; Metazoa; Chordata; Actinopteri; Gonorynchiformes; Chanidae. The record is from RefSeq and is a predicted model, not a curated record. Gene Ontology annotation, molecular function: extracellular ligand-gated monoatomic ion channel activity; transmembrane signaling receptor activity. Gene Ontology annotation, biological process: monoatomic ion transmembrane transport. Bases 1 to 1911 code for a protein of 636 amino acids. Gene Ontology annotation, cellular component: postsynaptic membrane.